This is a messenger RNA of Fusarium pseudograminearum CS3096, 390 nucleotides long. RefSeq lists its product as uncharacterized. Lineage: Eukaryota; Fungi; Ascomycota; Sordariomycetes; Hypocreales; Nectriaceae. Bases 1 to 390 code for a protein of 129 amino acids. The record is from RefSeq and is a predicted model, not a curated record. The transcript is spliced from 2 exons.
AUGGGUGUUGGCCCUGGUACCCUCAGUACGGCUGCUUUUGAAGCAGCCGAGGAUCUUUACAGCCUAGGCGUUAUCACAGUCGCUUCGUUCCGUCCGUAUUUAGGACUCUCAGUUCCCAGCCCCAAGACGGAGAAGAUCAUUAGCUCUGGAGUUCUGCGUGGAGAAAAUGCUCGCAUUCAGCUGCAACUUGCUCUCGGUGCAGGUUGUGACUUUAAAGGGAUCCAGAAGCUUUUUGAGUUUUUGAGGGUGAGGUUAGGAAGGCUGUGUACAAUGAUGCCACCGCUUUCUUUAAUGGCACAGUUCUGUGAAAAACAAAUAAAGCAGAGCAAUAUCUUGUGCGCUUUACGAAUAUCACAAUAUGAGAAGGUUGUUGCAAACCAUCCAAAAUAA